Molecule: messenger RNA, 1125 nt
Organism: Armigeres subalbatus
Lineage: Eukaryota; Metazoa; Arthropoda; Insecta; Diptera; Culicidae
Product: ribonuclease H2 subunit B
Exons: 3
Coding region: 153-986 (277 amino acids)
Biological process (GO): RNA catabolic process
Cellular component (GO): ribonuclease H2 complex; nucleoplasm
Source: RefSeq, a predicted model, not a curated record
CCUUUUCGCGGGAAAUGAAAAGUUAAAAGUUAAUAAUUUAUUGUCAUAAAUAACGGAAGCCUGCAGAUUAUCCCAUAUUUCAGGUCAAGGAAUCGGAUUCAAAUUAAUAAAAUAUAUUUCAAUCGUUUUAUCAAGUGCAUUAGCUUAUAAAGAUGACCAGUAAGAAACACUUCUUUAUUCUUCAAGAUCUAAUUAAAAAUCAAUCUGAUGAGAGCCUACAAAUCAUCACACUGCGUAAUCCGGCGACAGGAAAACCCACCAAAUACAUGCUCCGUAACGAAGGCCAGGAUCUGUACGAGCUAAACUGUUUUUCAGAAACAAAUCGAUCAUGGUUCAUCAACGAAACCGUAUGCUCCAACGGGAGAGUAUUUUUUCCCACCAGAAUGGAUCCGCUGUUUCUUGUAAUUCCCUACUUGGAGAAAAAAUGCUCCGACAAAGCCGUUCCUAUGGAUCACAUCCUGGUUGAUGAUGAAUUUCCCCAUAUGGGUAGAUUGGCUAAGGUCUGUGGGAUAAACCACCAAAUGGCAUUGAUAGCGGAUGAAAAGAGAGCAGGUGAUAUUUGUGCCUUUAAGUUCAACGAGGAGAAGCUAAUGAAUUGGCUGUAUCAAAAAUGUAUCCGGCUGGAGCAAGCACUUGGAAAAGAGCGGAAGUUUUCCCGGUCCCAUAAUUUUGUCAAAGAGGAAAAGGAAAACGAGCGUCAAGCGGGGGAAAUGCUGCAAUACGCUCAUGGCAUUAUUUCGGAUUACUUGAGUUUGGACCUUAGUAAAAAGUUGAGCGUACGUGUUGGGAUUCCAGAGGAAAAGAUUCCAAAUAAAAGAAAGUCCACGGCCGAGUUGGAAAUCAGUCAGAUUAAGAAGAUCAAGAAAGAGGAAAUUCACGAGACGACACCGAUUAAAUCCAUGGAGAAGAAGGUAAGUGCCAAAUCGAAGGCGUUAGCCAAGGCAGCAUCAGGAACAAAAAGUAUUGCCAGUUUCUUCAAAAAAUAAUUAAGGGAAUUGCAUACUAUUUAUUGUGGUUUAAAUUUACUUGUAAUUCAUAUAAGAAAAUAAGUUAACAGACUUUUAAAGUAAUAAUUGUGUACAUCCAGGUUCGUAUAGCAUUAUACUUAUUAGUUGUCCUGACCUA